UGUCUCAUAGCCUCAUGUCCAGAAUAAGAAGUGAUAAAAUAUUAACAGACUUUAUACAUCAUGAAUCUAAGUAAGGGUAGUGUAGACUUAAAGAGGUAAAUACUGAACUUAUAUUGGUACAUUUAAUUAUGACUUUAGAGUAUCUUAUUGCCGGACUGGGAUAAGAUAAAAGCAAUGUGAUGCAAAUAAAGGGGAUGAUUGAAUUUGUUAGGAUAUGAUUAGUCUGUAAGGAAGGGCCUGAAUCAAAAACAGCCAGACUUCUGUACAACCUGUCAAAGGGCAUUUGUCCCCUAGAUAGAAGUUUUCGUAAAUUGCCCUGAAAAUGUAAUUUUCUAGUUAUGUAUGAAUUAAGAUUAUUGUUUUGCUAGAAACACUAUAGUCAUAUGAGACUGAAUGUUCUGUGUUUUAAGAGCAAUGCUGUUUGCUAUCAGCUGCCAGUCAGAUGAUGAUUCAGCAGAUCCAGGACAUAAAGCCAGAUCUAGCAGAGAGCCAUAAGGCAACUGAAGUCUUGUGAUUUCAUUCUUAAUUGCCUUGAACAGUUGGAUUUGAUUGCCCUUUUAUCAUCUGCAAGUUCUGAAUGGCCAUAAAAUGUACUAUAUGGUAAAUGAAAUGGGUCUUGAAAGUUAAUGAGUCUGGAUAAGUCGCAUCAAUGUGGAAGCAUCGGCUUCAUACGUUUUAGGGACAGAUCUCUGGUACACUCAAGAAUAAACAAAAUCCCUACCAGAAUUGCUGCAUUUCAUAAUGAAGAAAAUUAGUCUCAAGACCAUUCGUAAAUCUUUUAACUUAAAUAAAAGCAAAGAUGACAGUGACUUUGUUGUGGUUGCACAGCCAUCAUUAAAUGAUUUUGGAAAAGAUGACUCCUUGUUUGCUAGCUGUUAUAGUAAAGAUUUGGCUACCUGUGACAUCAACGGCGAAGAUGAGAAAGGUGGCAAAAACAGAUCAAAGAGCGAAAGCUUAAUGGGUACAUUAAAAAGACGACUUUCUGCAAAACAGAAGCAAAAAGGUGGAAAGGGCAGCACGCCAUCCGUGAGCUCUGCUGAUGAAGAUACCUUUUCUUCUUCUUCUGCUCCAAUAACUUUCAAAGAUGUAAGAGCUCAAAGACCUCUUCGGUCCACAUCCCUCCGAAACCACCAUUAUAGUCCAACACCAUGGCCCCUUCGGCCAACAAACUCAGAAGAAACAUGUAUAAAAAUGGAAGUGAAAGUAAAGGCCUUGGUCCACUCUACAAACCCAAGCCCUGCACUGAAUGGUGUGCGCAAAGAUUUCCAUGACUUGCAGCCAGACAGCAGGUUCCAUGAACAAAACAGUGCAUUCAAAAGUGCAGAAUCUCAGAAUGGAGAUUUGCAUCUUCAUAUUGAUGAACACGUGCCUGUAGUUAUUGGACUUAUGCCUCAGGACUACAUUCAGUACACUGUGCCUUUAGAUGAGGGAAUGUAUCCUUUGGAAGGAUCACGUAGUUACUGUCUGGAUAGUUCCUCACCCAUGGAGAUCUCAACUGUUUCUUCUCAAAUGGGUAGUAGUACAUUUCAUGAAGAAGAGGUUUCAGUGAAUCAAGACGUAGUAGUUGCUCCGGAUAUCUUUGUGGACCAAGCAGUAAACGGUUUAUUGAUUGGUACAACAGGAAUCAUGUUGCAAAGUCCAAGAGUUAAUGAUGUUCCCCCACUCUCGCCAUUGCUACCUCCAAUACAGAAUAAUCAAAUCCAAAGGAACUUUAACAGCCUGAAUGGCACAGAUGUCCAUGUGGCUGAAAGUAUGCGCUGCCAUUUGAAUUUUGAUCCUAACUCUGCACCAGGAGUUGCAAGAGUCUACGAUUCUGUACAAAAUAGUGGCCCGAUGGUUGUAACAAGUCUCACAGAGGAACUUAAAAAACUGGCAAAACAAGGAUGGUACUGGGGCCCGAUCACACGAUGGGAAGCAGAGGGGAAAUUAGCUAAUGUUCCCGACGGUUCAUUUCUUGUGCGAGACAGCUCUGAUGACCGUUACCUUUUAAGUCUGAGUUUCCGUUCUCAUGGUAAAACACUUCAUACUAGAAUUGAGCAUUCAAAUGGUAGGUUUAGCUUUUAUGAACAACCUGAUGUGGAAGGACAUACUUCUAUAGUUGAUCUAAUUGAACACUCGAUUAGGGACUCUGAAAAUGGUGCAUUUUGCUAUUCGAGAUCUCGAUUACCUGGAUCUACAACUUACCCAGUGAGACUAACCAAUCCAGUAUCUCGUUUCAUGCAAGUGCGUUCCUUGCAGUACCUGUGUCGCUUUGUUAUACGUCAGUAUACCAGAAUAGAUCUGAUUCAGAAACUGCCUUUGCCAAACAAAAUGAAGGAUUAUUUACAAGAAAAGCACUACUGAAGGCUUAUGGGAAACUUGCAGUUUGCACUUUGGGAAUAACAACAACAACAACAACAAAAAAGAGUGGUUGAUACACAGUUUACAAACUUAAUUAUUACUAGGGUUUUUUUGCUGCCAUAAUUUCAUUUUUGUGCAUAAAGAAGAGUAAUGCAUUUUGAGUUUAAUGGAUAUUUGGGGGUUUUCUUUUUUUAAAAAGAUAAAGGGUUUUUUAGAAGAGUAAAAUAACUAUCUUUCAUUCAGUGUGCAAAAUAAUCGCAAUGUGAAUGAUAAAUAUUGUCCUUAAACUCCCCAUCUCCUUUGCUGCUAAUCCACUGUGAUUUUUAUGCAUUUGAAGCACAUUUCAUGUGUUUUCAACCAUAAGUAAAAAAUUGAAACUUGAUGGGAUAUACUUUGUCGUUUUCAAAUAGUCUGGGAUUAUUAUUUUUUUUGUUCUUAAUUUAAAAAAAAGUUUGGGGUAAAAUAUACUGGUGUACCGAACUUGGAUACAUGCUUAAAACAAUUCCCUAAUAUCUAAUUAAAAACAUAUAACUGUGGGUUGGAGGCAAUAUGUGAUCCAAUACAGUUAUGCAUCAUACAUUUUGAAAGCUUCCUUUCUCCUAAGCAGUUCCAUUAUUGCAAAUGUUGCUUUGUUUCUUUUGUUCAUUCUUAAGCAUUUUUAAAUUUGAAAAUAGCCUUUGAAAAAUAUCUGUAAAAUGAAUACUGGAAGUCAUUAAUAAUAUUCAAGCAAAAAGCUAAAUAUACUUAAAACAUUUAAAAAAUUUUGAAGGGAUUAUAGAAAUCUGAUUUAAAUAAAACUAUUCAGGUAAUUUCAGAACUGUGAGAUUUGUCUCAACUGAAAUUUUUAAAAAUUAUGUAGCAUUGAAUUUAAAAAUUCAGGUAGUCCUCAACUUACAACCAUUUGUUAAGCAGCCAUUUGAAGUUAUGACCCUGAAAAUCCUGACUUACAACUGGUCCUUGAAGUUAGGACCACUAUAGCAUCCCCAUGGUUACAUGAUCAAAAUUUGGUUGCUUGUCAUGUAUUCACGACAGUUGGCGCACCCUGGGGUCAUGUGAUCACCAUUUGGGACCCACCCAGCUAGCUUGACAAGCAAAGUCAUGGGGGAAGCCAGAUUCAAUUAAUGACCACAUGGUUCACUUAACUGCAGUGAUUCUCUUAAUAACCGUUGCAAAAAAGAUAAUGAGAUUGGGCGGAACCACAACCUCACUUAGUAACAGAAAUUCUGAUUCCAAUUGUUGUCAAUUGAGGACUACCUGUAUCCUGUAAUUACUACAGCAAUUGGACCUUAAAUAGCUCAUCUUAACGGGAAUUUAAAUUCCAUUAAUUUCCUUGGAUGAGAUAACCACAUGUAUAAUCUUUUCCCAUGGAAAAUGAUGAGAUUAUGAAGUACUUAACCUUGAAAGAAUAUGGCCUCAGUUUUAAAUGCGCUUUCCUUUAUUGUUCGGCAUUAAUUUGCCAUCAUUAUAAUUUAGUUUAAUUGGCAAGUGAAGAGAACCUAAAUUAACCCCCAAAUAUUAUUCUUUAAAUAAAAAUGCACAUUUUAAAAUUAAAGACAGUGACAUUAAAUAGCAAAAUAGUCACCAUAGGAAAUAUUCAAGUGCAUUACCACUUUCAUUUCUACAAAUUCUUAUUUGAAAAAAAGGAAAAUCCAUACAAUUUUGGAUACUUGUAAUGGGAUAAUCUGUCAGGAACAACAGGAUUUCCAUAGCCUCCGUAUAUUGUUUUCUCUCACUUUAGUGGGGCCUGCAUAGGAGAAAUUCCCAAUGAAUUCGAAGGCCUAUAAAUGAGACUGUUUUACAGCCUGGACCCAGUCUUGACAAACACCUUCACCUCUUUUGAUGAAAAAUUGGGGAAAGUUGAUGUUAAUUGGCUCCAUUGCCUUCAGUAGGCUUUAAGUCUGAUGGUGUUGUUUUGUGUACGUUUUUGUAGGAAAAAAAUGCCAAUAGGUUUAUAAAGAAAUUACAGCCUAACUGUUUAAAAAUAUUUGUGGUCAAAAGACUAUUUCUGCAAGUUGUUCCAUGAUGAACAUUAUACUGUGGAAGCAAAGUAUUCUUAUGUUUAUAAGAGUUUCUGUGAACCAAAAUCUUAACAAAUAGGAAACUGUAUUCUGAAAUUUCUGAAUAAAAUCAUGCAAUUUGA
Pantherophis guttatus is the source of this 4480-nucleotide messenger RNA. The record is from RefSeq and is a predicted model, not a curated record. Lineage: Eukaryota; Metazoa; Chordata; Lepidosauria; Squamata; Colubridae.